This is a messenger RNA of Fusarium falciforme, 1704 nucleotides long. Its product is annotated as HET domain-containing protein. Lineage: Eukaryota; Fungi; Ascomycota; Sordariomycetes; Hypocreales; Nectriaceae. The coding region runs from base 1 to 1704 and encodes 567 amino acids. The record is from RefSeq and is a predicted model, not a curated record. The transcript has a single exon.
AUGCGCUUGAUCAACACUGAAACUUUAGAUAUUGAAAAUUUCACUGGCCCUGAGUUUCCAAGAUAUGCCAUUCUCUCGCACACAUGGACUGAUGACGAGCCAACCUUGGCGGACGCUCAAGCCGGCUUUCUAACAGCACGCUCAAGAGCCGGAUGUCGAAAGGUCAAAGAUUUUUGCACACUUGCACGGCAAGAUGGCCUCUCGUACGCUUGGGCUGAUACGUGCUGCAUCGACAAGACCAGCAGCAGCGAGUUGACUGAGUCGAUCAACUCCAUGUUCCGAUGGUACAUGUCGGCCGACAACUGCUAUGUCUACCUUGCCGACCUGGAGAGCGAUGCUUCGUCAGACACCAUGGCCUCGUGCAGGUGGUUUACAAGAGGAUGGACCCUCCAGGAACUCAUCGCACCGAGUAAGCUACAGUUCUACGACAAAGAAUGGGGCUUGCGCGGUUCAAAGAUGGAUUUUGCCGAUCAGCUUCUACAGAUCACAAACAUCCCCGACGCUGUCCUUCAAGAUCGGACGUCAUUACACACUAUACCAGUCGGACGAAGGAUGUCGUGGGCAGCGAAUCGCCAGACGACACGACCAGAGGAUAUGGCUUAUUGCCUGAUGGGGAUAUUCGACGUCAACAUGCCAUUGAUAUAUGGGGAAGGGCGGAACGCCUUUAUACGACUCCAGGAGGAGAUCAUGAAGAGCAGCAACGAUCUCAGCAUAUUCCUAUGGCAAUCAGCUCGGGGUCCAAGGUAUCGCGGUAUACUAGCCGAGGAGCCAUCAGAGUUUGUUUCCGCUUCUCGCCUCAGGGUUGGGGUUGCCGGCAUGGACAGUCCGCAGUUUACCAUGACGAACAAGGGCGUUAAGAUCAAGGUUAGCCUCGCAGACAGCGGCCGGGGGAUCUUUGCCCUGAGCCUCAAUCACGUCGACGAAAAUUCGACGACAGAUGAGGUUUUGGGCGUCUGGCUCAAGAGACACAGAAACGGAGCAUAUGCGAGGGCCUACCCCCACGUCCUCGUUAUUGUAUCCGAGAGCGUGUUUGGAACUCCCUCCCGCAGAUAUCUCAGCAAGCACAUUUCACCAACCAUGGCUGAAGCGGUCGACUCGGCUACAGACAAUGCGUUUGUCUUUGAAGGCGACUUUCAUAGUCAGUACUAUCAGCAUCUAUCUACCACCUCUAGCGCAUGGUGGGAUCGGGACAUGAUGGCUUAUCUACGGGACAAUGGACUGCCAUUUGUGGCUUUUCACCUAUUUCGCGCAGGAUGGGAUAACUCGAGGCGUGAUAACCGCUUCGUGCUCGCAUUUGGCGUCGCUGAAGACGGGACCGCCUGGUUUUCGCUCGCAGCUGAUUCAUGGACACGGCCUUCAAAAGGUGCAGAACUGUUAGCUGCAGCAUUAAAAGGAGAUCUCAAGGCUGUCGAAGCCCUAGGGCUCGAGUUGUGGAAGGAACACAAGCAGAAGGAGAUGGAGCACAAGGAGUUAUGGGGCCACGAGCAACUCCCGCAGAGCCUCACUUUUAUCAGGCGAGGCCCAACUAUGUUGCCGACAGGUCUUUCUGAGCAGCCAUACACGUUGGAGGUUUAUAUUGGCAGAGGUAACCUAGACGGCCACGACGUGUAUCUUGUGACACUUGGUAAGAAGAUGCCACGGUAUCGUCGUAUGGUGGAGAUUGCUGCUCCUCUUGUUUUGUUUUAUCUUGUGUGUAAGCUAUAG